AUGGCAAAUCCCCCUGUGUUCGUCCCGACGACGCCGAGCGGCAACGACAGCUACAUAUGCUAUCUCACCAGCGAUACUUGCCUUAUCCUGAACUCGGGAGUGGAUCCAAUAAAACUUUCCAAUCUUAAGUUGACCGUGGACAAUUGCUUCAUCUAUUCGGAAACCAUUGAAGUUGACACAGACGUCUUGGCCUUCCCGGGAAAUCACCUGGGCUUGUUUUGCACAUCAUUGAUCGGGCCCAAUACCUUCACCAUCGAUGUUUCUGGCUCCGAUGGCGCCCGCGUAGACCUCGCCCUCUCGGGCACGGGGUCUUUGGGGAACCCUGGGCGGCCAGGAGGGAAGGUGUGGAUAUAUGUCGAGCAGAUGACGGACGACUUGAUCUAUGGGCUCAAAAUUCGAGCACAUGGCGGCCAUGGAGGUGCUGGAGGAGACACCACUGAUCUCGCAGCCGGCGGUGGGCAGGGUGGAAAUGGAGGUGCUGGAGGGUCAGCAGAGAUAUACUACGGCAGUGUUUCCGGCACACUUUUGGCCGCUAUCAGAGCGGCUCAAGCCAUCUCAUGGCCUUCACAACUCACAGCAUGCCUGAAAGUCCUCGGGUCUUGUGUGCCUCCUGCAGUGUCGGAACGAUGGGUAUCUUCACAGAUGUUGUCGGAUGCGAAGACCACCCUUGGCAUGUAUCAAGAGAUCUCUGACGCAUUGACGGCAGUGACAGCGGCCCUGGGGCCCGUGGCCAAUCCUACUGGAGAUUUGUCUAUGCCACAGCCACUUCCCGCCACAUCUGACACAGCUGGCAAAUGCUUGCAAAUGAUAUCAAAGCUGGUCCAGAACCUUUCAGCACCUCCACUCCAAGCCAAAGACUCGAUGGGAUCUCUUGCCACUGAGGUCGUCAAUUCAAUCAAUGCCUGGUCUCAAGACGGCAGCGAAGACUCCGAGAGUCUCAUGGUCACUGCCAUUCGGAACUUGUCGCAGAACCUGUCGAACACAGGCAGCGGAGCGGACCUCUCCAACUUGUGGAAUGACCUUUUUGCAGCUAUCGAGGAUAUGGAAUUGUCGUGGCGGUCAAUGGCAUCGGUCUCGAUGGUCACUGCAUUUGGCGGCCGUCCGGGCAUUGGCGGCCGUGGCCCCCUGGCAAGCAGUCCAAUUGGUGCACAAGGGGCUCCAGGACCGAAAGGAACUACUUCCGCAAUACUUCUGGGUUUCGAUGGCCGACCUGAAGAUCUUGCGGUGUCACAAGUAUGUGCAUUUCCCGACCAGUGUCAGAUGUUGCUUGACGCUGCUGAUCGCUUGUUCUUCACGAACAAUCCCGUCGACAUUGGAUCUGCAGCGGUCUAUUACCUCAGGUUGAGCCAAAGGCUAGCUUUCGUGCCGAAUCUAUCGGUCGCCGUGGAGUCCAGCACAGAGACCGCAUCCAAGCUGCAGCUGGCCUAUGCGUCUGCCGAAGCAUCCGGCCUGACACUCUCUGCGAUUCCGCGACUACAGCAGGUCUAUGCCCGGGCCAAAAGUGGUCUGAACAAGAUCUCGCUGCAGCAAGACCUUUUCGGUCAUUCGCCGAACUGGGACCCCAGGCUAUCCGUCGAUUUCUAUACAGAUGGCCUCGACCAGUUACUGGCCAACCUCAAAGACAUCGAGGCGUCAGUCCAAGGGUACUACAAAGCGAUAGUUCUCGGUAACGAGGCCGACAGCAAGCAGAAUUUCCAAACCGCCUCAGCGGCAUUCAAUAACAAUACGGAUCAAAUAGCUUUUUUGACUGGUGACAACGGCAUCCUCAAGACUUCGGCAACAAAAAUUACAGCUUUGACCCCUAAAUUGACCCGGGCACGCGACGAUAUCAAAGCCAAAGUACAGGCGGUGGAGUCAGAUAUCAGGAAGAACAUCAAUCUGAACCCCACGGAUCUCUUGGAUGCCCUGGCCACGGUUGCCAUGGCUCCGUCGGAAGGAUUUGCAGCAGCCGAGGGGGCCAGUGUCGCCUACAAGGCGUGGACGACGGUGGACGACGCGCAAGGCGAUUCGGUCAACAAAGACUUCAUCAUCAGUCAGCUGGGCAGUUGCGAGGGGACCCUGGAGUCGCUAAGCGAGGCGUAUUCCGUGCGAGAUGAUGGCCACGUGAGCGUCGACGAUCCCGGAGCCAUGAAAAUCAUUGCGGCGGCCAAUUCUCUCGAAAAUAUCGUGGCCCGUUACAAAAGUGCCAUCACAGGAGCGGACGCCGACGCCUUGAAGGCGAGUCUGGACACGUACAUCUCGGUCAUCCAACAGAGAAACGACGCCGUGCUCACCUACAACGCGGGCCUGCAGAUGCUUCACGAGGCGCACGUGAAUGCGGCAUACAAUCAAAAACAGAUGGAGACCUUGGGCACCGCCAUCGCCACGGCUGAUCCGAAGCUCCCCGCCGUGUACCAGUGGUUGGACCAAACCCAGAACCAAACGCGGCUCGACAUCAUGCAACAACUGAAUUACGCCGCCCGGGCAUUGAGGUUCUGGGGAUUAUAUCCGACCUUCACCUUUGCAGAGCCGGGCCCGCUCCUGGGAUAUCAAGACCUGCAGAAUAACUACGAUACCCUGAAGUCCACUUUCAAGGAAUAUAUCGCGAAAUACUCCCUGACGCCCCCGCACGUGUGGCCUGGCGACGGGGAGCCCGGCAUCGUGAUCGAACUUGACCGGUCCCAGAUCCCAUCGUUCCUGACGCCGACAUCCGAUGGCGGGAAGUUCGAAUUGUUCUGGAUCAUCAACGCCAGCGACCCCUAUUUCCCCGGCAUGUACAACAUCCGUCUCAGUCAAGUGCGGGUCUGGAUCAUCGGACCCUCCCUGACGCCGGACCCGCUGGGCCGCCAGCUCCUGACGGUGGAGAUCCAGCACAUCGGCAACGAGCAGAUCGUCUCCCCGGAGCGCGAGAUUUACACGUUCGUGCACGACGCCGUCUCCUUUCAGUUCAAGUACGACGUGAGCAGAGUCAAGACCAAGGCCGACUGCACCGACCAGGUCAUUUUCGACAAGGAAGUCAUUGAAGCAGGAGACUUCACCAGCAAGACGCCAGACACAGACCUGACCACGGCCCUGGCACCUCUCGGGCCUUUCACCAUGUGGCGCAUCAUCGUCGACCCGGCCGAAAACCCGGGCCUGGUCAUGAAUACGGGGAAUGUUUCCACCGUGAUGAUGGAGUUUCAGGGCUCGAAUAUGGCCCCUUCCUCUUCAUUCGACGCCGAGGAGAGUUGA
Molecule: messenger RNA, 3210 nt
Organism: Fonsecaea erecta
Lineage: Eukaryota; Fungi; Ascomycota; Eurotiomycetes; Chaetothyriales; Herpotrichiellaceae
Exons: 3
Coding region: 1-3210 (1069 amino acids)
Source: RefSeq, a predicted model, not a curated record